Nerophis ophidion (straightnose pipefish) is the source of this 4546-nucleotide messenger RNA. Its product is annotated as toll-like receptor 5. The transcript is spliced from 6 exons. The record is from RefSeq and is a predicted model, not a curated record. Gene Ontology annotation, molecular function: transmembrane signaling receptor activity; protein binding. Lineage: Eukaryota; Metazoa; Chordata; Actinopteri; Syngnathiformes; Syngnathidae. Gene Ontology annotation, biological process: toll-like receptor signaling pathway; immune response; inflammatory response. The coding region runs from base 133 to 2769 and encodes 878 amino acids. Gene Ontology annotation, cellular component: membrane.
AACAAAAGUGUGUUGGACUCAAAGUCCAGUGCCAAGGAAAUACUGCUCCUACUUUUACUUUACAUUUACUAAUACUGAUUCCAUUAGUUUCCUGAGUGAAGAAACAUUCAGCAUGUUGACUGACGUGGCACGAUGAUGUUGAAAGGCAGCAAGUGGAUUCUUCAGCUGGCUUCUAUUAGCGUGUUUGUGCAGGUACUAGCAUGCUCCUCAAGAUGUCAGAUCUACGGCCCUGUAGCUGCUUGUCAUGGACAGAACCACCUGUGGGUGCCGGCUCUGCCCCCAAACAUCAGCCACCUCUACUUAGAGCUCAACUACAUCAGCGAGAUUAACAGCACAUCACUAGAAAAUUUGGAGCAGCUGCUGGAACUAGACCUUGGGAAGCAGUUUGUGCCGCUUGUAAUUCGAAAUAACUCUUUUUUCAGUCAGACAAAGUUGACACGUUUGGUUCUGGGUAGCAAUCUUGGCCUGAAACUGGAGCUCCGAGCUUUUGCAGGGCUGGUCCAUUUGAAACACCUCUUUAUGGACAACUGCCGCUUGACAGACUCCAUAAUGUCGGACAGAUAUUUGGAGCCACUUUUGUCCUUAGAAUUGCUCAAUCUUUUUGGAAACACAAUACGAAGACUAAAACCUGGACUUUUCUUUCUCGGUCUGUCAAAGUUGACACAGGUGGACCUCAAGCUGAAUGAGAUUGAACGACUAUGCGAGGGAGAUCUCGUUAGUUUCAGCGGGAAAUACUUCACACACUUCAACUUACACUCCAAUCACUUGUACAAAAUGGCCUCUUUCGGUUUCGAUUGGAAAAAAUGCGGAAAUCCGUUUCGAGGAAUGGCCUUCAAUGUUCUUGAUUUAUCCACCAGCGGGUUCAACGUGAACACAACUGAACUGUUCUUCAAGGCCAUCCAAGGGACCCCUAUUGCUCAUCUCAUAUUUUCCGGAUUCUUGGGCAAAGGGUUCUCACAUGACAACCUACCAGAUCCAGAUAGGCACACAUUUGAAGGUCUGGCAAACAGUUCAUUAAGUAUUUUCGAUUUGUCAAACAAUCGAAUAUUUGCCUUACAGAGGGCAGUCUUUAGUCGUCUGACAAAUGCAAUAAUAAUUGAUGUGUCGCAAAACAAAAUCAAUCAAAUUAACGACAAAGCCUUCAGUGGUCUCCAGGGGAAUGUAAGAAUGGUGAACCUGUCCUUCAACAUUCUUGGAGAGGUAUAUUCUCACACAUUUAGUAGUCUGACAGAACUUCGAGUUCUGGAUUUGUCUUUUAAUAACAUCGGAGUAUUGGGGGAUCAGGUCUUCAAAGGUCUUCCCAAAUUACGAGCGUUAUAUCUGACAGGAAACUCUUUGAGGAACUUGGGUUUUCCCGCAUCUUUACCAAACCUGGAAUUUCUCCUUCUGGGUGACAAUCGCUUGGUAGAUCUUUAUAAUAUAGAUAAACUCAGUAUAAAUUCAAUCUACGUGGACGUGACAAAUAACCGGUUAACUAACCUGGAGGAUGUUUAUCGCACAUUAACUACUUUUACGCAUCUUCGGAAAUUCUUCUUCGGUGGUAACUUCAUCAAGUGGUGUAGACUCGGUCUAAAUGUCUCGAUGCCUUUUAAUCAUAGCUUACAAGUACUGGAUCUUCAUGAUAGUUCUUUGCAGGUUGUUUGGGCUCAGGACACAUGCCUUGAAGUGUUUCAUCAUCUAAAUAAUCUGGUCGCUCUGAAUUUAAGCUUCAACUCCCUCAUGAGUCUCCCACAAUCCAUUUUCAAUGGUCUUAUUUCUGUCAUAGAGAUUGACCUGUCAUCCAAUGGCUUGACUUAUCUCCAGCCCAAUCUUUUUCCCGACAGCCUUAAAAGACUUGACCUCUCCAGAAACUUUUUGGCCUCCCCGGAUCCCGAGACCUUUAAAUCCCUUUUGUUCCUCAGUCUGAUGGAAAACCGGUUUCACUGUGACUGCAAUCUUGAAGGUUUCUUGAAGUGGAUGAGCGUGACAAAUGUAACCUUCUUUAGUUCGGUCGAAGAAUACCGAUGUGAGUUUCCAGCUGUUCACUACGAUCGUCCACUGCUGAACUACUCCCAGAUUGUCGAGCCAUGUGAGGUCGAUGACGAGCUGGCAGUCCAAGACCUAAAGUUUGCGCUGUUCAUCGUCUCUGUCCUCCUCAUCGUAAUUGUCACCAACUGUGGGAUCGCAUACGCCCGUCUACGAGGGCACAUCUACAUCAUCUACAAAAAGGUUGUCGAUAGGGUUCUUGAAGGUCCUAAAACGUUGCCUGCUUUGGCGGACGUCCAGUUCGAUGCCUACCUCUGCUUCAGCAACACCGACUACAUGUGGGUGGAGGCGGCUUUACUCAAGAAACUGGACAACAAGUUUUCUGAGGAGAACAUCCUGCGCUGUUGUUUUGAGGCCAGAGACUUCCUGCCUGGCGAAGACCAUAUCUCCAACAUCAGAGAUGCCAUCUGGGGCAGUCGCAAGACUGUUUGUGUGGUCUCCAAAGAGUUUCUUAAAGACGGCUGGUGCUUGGAGGCAUUUACUAUGGCGCAGGGCCGCAUGCUGAAUGAGCUGCAAAAUGUUCUCAUCAUGCUGGUGGUUGGAAAGGUGGCGCACUACCAGCUGAUGAAGUACAACGCCAUCAGAGCCUUUGUCCAGAGGAGAGAAUACCUCGUCUGGCCGGAGGACCCUCAGGACCUGGACUGGUUUUACCAGCGCCUCCUUUCACACAUCCUCAAAGAUUCUGCCCUGAACAAGAUGGCUGACGUUCAGCCUCAGAACGACAUUCAACUCGAAAACAUCUAAGCACGAAAAAGAGAAACAAAAACACUAAAAGAUCAGAGAAAAUAAACAAACCAUCUGAGCUGCUUUUAGAUUUUGUCAUGAUCGGUGGUCUGUAUUAUAUUUUUUAUUUUAAAGCUAAGACUCCUUCGGUUCUUGUUUUUUGUGCACCCUUGUUUGUUUUAGUUACCAUGGUUACUUAUAAUUUCCACCUGCUUAUGAUUAGUGUUCACCUGCUCACCUGCUGCCUGAGCACUAAUCAGAGACAUUAUUUAAACAUGCCUUGCCCUCCAGUGAGUGCUGGAGUAUUGUUUGAUGUUUGCCCACUGCCUUUUUUUUUGGAAGCUGAGAGAUAUUCCCUGGAUCCCGACUCCUGUCCCUGCUUGCUGGUUUCUGGUUUGUGUUUUCCUUGCCUUAUUUUUUGAACAUUAAAACCAUGUUUUCAUUUUCCAAGCCUGUCAUCUCUGCAUCUUGGGGUUCGUCACCCACACCACGUGACAGAAUACUCCUGCCAAAUAUGAACCCCACGGAGAUAUCUAUAACGGAGAGGCUUGAAAGAAUGCUGGCAACGAUGGCCGAAUGUAGGAGAUGUUUUGACUCCUUUCAAGCUCCCUCCCACCCAUCCCUGUCGUCUGUGGUCCUCUUUGGGGACGUCUUGGAUCCGUCCCUUGAGGGGGGGUGGCUAGGGCCGGGAGCUCUUCUAGUGGGGUGACUCAGCUGCACCCAACCAGGCAGCAACCUCUGGCCCGGUCACCACCACCAGUCUUUCGGCCUGCCAAGCCGCAACCCCCAGCUAGGCCACCUCCACCUGCAGCUAGACCACCUGCACCAAGUCCAAGUCCAAGGCCAGCCCCAAGUCUAGCACCAAGUCCAAGUCCACGGCUAGCACCAAGUCCAAGGCUAGCACCAAUUCCAAUUCCAGCACCAAUUCCAAGUCCAAGUCCAGCCACAAGUCCAAGCCCAAGGCUAGCACCAAGUCCAAGUCCACGACUUACACCAAGUCUACGGCAAGCGCCAGCCCCACGCCGAGCACCAGCGGCGCCAGUAGCAGCUCCACGCCGCCAAGCGCCUGCCAGUUGCAGCUCCACGCCACCAAGCGCCACCAAGCCAAGACCCGCCAUGCCAAACUUCGCCGCCUGCAGCGAGGACGACGUGCGCAGCUUCCAGGCCUGCUUCGAGGACGACACACCCACCUCCUCGUUGACCACGGAUUUGGCUGUUCCCUGGAUGUUCGCCACGCCAAGUGCGCCCACCUCAGCGCCCAAGGAUGUGGCCGUACACGGGUCGCCCGCCUCGUCAGAUACAGCGGCAUUCUACACGUUGCCGCCACCUGACUCUCCCUCGCUGGUUGCGGGGACACUUGGUCUGGCGACCCACCGCCAAGUCCCCCUUCCGCCCCCACAUGGCUAUUUAUCUUGUUUUUGUUGGUUUUGGACAUCCGUGAACAGUCCUUGAGGGGGGGGUUCUGUCAUGAUCAGUGAUCUGUAUUAUAUGUUUUAUUUUCAAUCUAAGACUCCUUCGGUUCCUGUUUUUUGUGUACCCUUGUUUGUUUUAGUUACCAUGGUUACUUAUUAUUUCCACCUGCUUAUGAUUAGUGUUCACCCGCUCACUUGCUGCCUGAGCACUAAUCAGAGACAUUAUUUAAACCUGCCUUGGCCUCCAGUGAGUGCUGAAAUAUUGUUUGCUGUUUUCUGUGGACUGCCUUUUCUUUUGGAAGCUGAGAGAUAUUCCCUGGAUCCCAACUCCUGUCCUGGUUUGCUGGUUUCUGGUUUGUGUUUUCCUUGCCUUAUUUAUUGAACAU